UUUCCCCGCGCCCGGACCCUCUACCUUGGUGCUCGGGGCCAGGACCCGCACCUCAGGCAUCCACUCCGCUGGCCGCCCCUCUGUCUGGGGGUGCUGGAUGAGUCUCCUUGCCAGGCCCCGGGUGGCUCCUCACCUCUCAAACGCGGGGCAGGCUGCAUGGAUCCCGAGGGGCCCUACAGCAAGGGUCCCACACGUGUCUCCCAAUGGAGCAGUUUCUUGGCCCACAGGAUGGGUGUGACACUGAGGGUUCCUGGGGGCAGAUUCAGGGCAUGGCACGGAGACAGACCGGUUGUGAGGGGCCCAGUGCAGGGGGCUGGCCAGGGACGCUGCACCAGGUGGUCAGAGUCCUUGCCCUGGCCAGGGCACAGGACGCUCACAGUACAGGCUGAGGGUCAGAGCCGCCUGAGACCCCCUGCUGAGAUUCUGUGCAAAGAGCCUCGUGCUUUGGGUGACUGUGAAGCCCCUCACCGAGGUGGUCCUACUCUGCAUCUGAGCGGUCCCACGACAAGAAGUGCUCACCCCAGAGGGUGUGUGCAGAGGGCCUGGGCUGACCUCAGGGCUCUGGGGGUGCCCCACAGGACUGGCUGCCAGGGGUGGGGUGUCAGUGAUGGCCCCCUGUCGAGCCAGAGUGACCCCCUACAACCUGUCUAGGGGUCCAGGGGCCAGAAGGCCAGGUUCUCCUGGAGGUCACAUCUUCCUUGGGCCUCAGUUUCCCCUUCUGUGACUCCAUACCCCCGAGGAGGGCCCUGUCAGGGAGGGCAGGGGGCACUGGUUAAUGUCAGGACACAGCUGUCCCAAUCAAGCCAAACCCCUGGAAUGCGCCGAGCUGGCCACACUGAGCAGGCUGGCCUCUGAGACGGAGGGACUCCCGAGAACACAGAGGCUCUGUGGAACCCAGGCCGUGGCCGUGGCAAGGAUACCCCAAGCCACAUAUGUGUGGCAGCCCUAUCCCCUCUGUGGGCCUCAGUUUCCCCUCCGUGCAAUGAUGGGAGUGACCAGCUGUUAUUGGAGGCUCCUUCCCUCCCUCUCUGUCCCCAGGGUGGGCCAGGCCUCAGGUCUGCAGGGGUGCUGCAGCUGCUCCUGUGGUCCAGGCCUCGGGGAGUGAGCCAAGUGCUGAGAGAAUGUCUUGCUUGUGCCUGCUCAGCCCAGAGGGACACGUGGCAUCCGCACCUGCUUCCCACUUGGCCACAAUUGUCCUUUGAGAGCAGAGCCAGGGGCUUCUUGGGGACAGGAAGCUGCUCUCAGAAGCCACAAGACUGGUGCGGGGCUGAGCGGCAGGAAGAGGCCGGCUGGCUGCCCUCGCCCAGAGCCUUUGUGAACGGCGGCCCGGGGCAGAGGUAGCUGGAGGUGGCGGUGUCUGUUUGGGCCUCAGGCGUUGGGGCAAGUCCCGCCCGGGUUUUACCUGAGUGUUCGCCUUUAUCCCGGUCUCCACCUGUGGGUGCCGCUGGACUCGUGAGUGUGCCUAGGUCCCGGUCGUAGCAGGCCAUGUCCCGCCUCCCUCCUUCCCUUCCCCUCCCAUCCAGUGCCCCGUGUGCCCUGCCUGGGUGGCUGGCCGUGGCUCUGACCGCUCCAUGUCCUGCAUGGUGGGCACGGGCGCUCCCACCUGUCCACAACUUUGCCGCUGCCCCGCACCCGGCUGUGCGUGCUUAUGCCCCGCUCAGCCUGCCUUUGUGUGAGUCAGACCGAGAGGCCCCUGGGAAGGUCCUGCCUGCAGCAAGUAGACCCCAUGUGUGCCCCUAACCCAGGCCCUGCCCUUGUGGGCGCUGCUUGGGAGCAAACACUCAGAACAGCUGCCUGAGCCCCACUCAGCUUGGGGCUUCUGAUUCCCAAAGGUGCUUCUCAGGUGCUCCUCGGGUCAGGGCUCUGCAGGCGGGGAGCACUAGGGGUGGGGUGAGGGCACUGUGGGGCCAGCUGCCUGUGGAUGGGGUCUGGUCACCCAGCGCCUGUCCCCUGCAGGAUCCCUGGCUCUGGGCCACCCGAUGAGGUUUAGGAAGUGGCAGGUCCCCUGUCCCCAGAGAGCCCCGUGGCUCCCAAAGCUUCCUAUGGGCACACCUCUGUAACUCUGUUUGCAGUGGCCUCUAUUAUGGGGACACGGAGCUCCUCCUUGUUCGAGGUUUUGUGUCCGGAUUAACCACAUGCCCUCCUGCUGGGUGAAUUCUGGAUGACCCUGUAUUCUGGGCAUAUGGCUCACAGGGUCCCCGGGGCUCUCCGGCCAGCCUCCCCUAUACCUUGGCCCCAACCAUCCUGGCCAAGGGUCAGCUCCCAGAGCCGUGUUGAGAGGGGAAGGGGCUGAUUCCACAGAUAUUUGGGGUGCAGUGGCUGUGAGAAGUGUGGGGGAGGGAAUGCCCCAGAUUUGGGGUGAGGGAGUCAGAAACAGGGCUGACCCCACUGUGGGUGCAGGAAGAGGCCAAGGUGUGGGAAGAGGCUGUGGCUGUCUGUACCUCCAGAGCCCCGUCCCCAAUCCAGAUGGGGGGCAAAUAUGGGGCUCCCUGGGCCCAUCUUGCUGACUUGUGGCCCUGCUGUGGCCCGCAGAGCAUGGAGUCCCCUCGUACCCCUGCGAGGACAGUGCUCUUUGAGCGGGAGAGGACGGGUCUGACCUACCGCGUGCCCUCGCUGCUCCCCGUGCCCCCCGGUCCCACCUUGCUGGCCUUUGUGGAGCAGCGGCUGAGCCCCGAUGAUGCCCAUGCCCACCGCCUGGUGCUGAGGAGGGGCACACUGGCCCAGGGCUCCGUGCAGUGGGGUGCCCUGCACAUGCUGGGGACGGCUGCCCUGGCGGAGCACCGGUCCAUGAACCCCUGCCCCGUGCACGACGCUGGAACGGGCACCGUCUUCCUCUUCUUCAUUGCGGUGCUGGGUCACACACCCGAGGCUGUGCAGAUCACCACGGGCAGGAACGCCGCGCGCCUCUGCUGUGUGACCAGCCAUGACGCAGGCCUCACGUGGGGCAGCGCCCGGGACCUCACCGAGGAGGCCAUCGGCAGUGCCGUGCAGGAUUGGGCCACAUUUGCAGUGGGCCCUGGCCACGGUGUGCAGCUGCCCUCAGGCCGCCUGCUGGUGCCCGCCUACACCUACCGCGUGGACCGUCGCGAGUGUUUUGGCAAGAUCUGCCGGACCAGCCCCCACUCCUUCGCCUUCUACAGUGAUGACCACGGCCGCACCUGGCGCUGCGGGGGCCUCGUGCCCAACCUGCGCUCAGGCGAGUGUCAGCUGGCGGCGGUGGACGGGGGGCAGGCCGGCAGCUUCCUCUACUGCAACGCCCGGAGCCCCCUGGGCAGCCGCGUGCAGGCGCUCAGCACCGACGAGGGCACCUCCUUCCUGCCCGCAGAGCACGUGGCCACCCUGCCUGAGACCGCCUGGGGCUGCCAGGGCAGCAUCGUGGGCUUCCUAGCCCCCACCCCCAGCAGGCCACAGGAUGACGGAUGGUCAGUGGGCCCCGGGAGCGCCCCCCACCCUCCACGCCUCCGUCCUGGAGUCCGUGAACCCCCUGAAGAGGCUGCUGGAGACCCCCGUGGAGGCCAGGUGCCUGGAGGGCUCUUCAGCCAUCCGCAGCCUCAGGGUGACGGCCCCAGGCCUGGGGUCAUUGGAGAUGUGGGGUCCUGGACCCUGGUGCCCCCACUGCCCUCCGCCACCGCGCCCCAGAACACCACGUGGCUGCUGUACUCCCACCCCGUGGGCCGCAGGGCUCGGCUGCACAUGGGCAUCCGCCUGAGCCGGUCCCCACUGGACCCGAAGAGCUGGACGGGGCCCUGGGUGGUCUAUGAGGGCCCCAGCGGCUACUCCGACCUGGCGUCCAUCGGGCCGGCUCCUGGCGGGGACCUGGUCUUUGCCUGCUUGUUUGAGAGCGGGACCAGGACCUCCUAUGAGGAGAUUUCCUUCUGCACAUUCUCCCUACAUGAUGUCCUAGAGAACGUGCCUGCUGGCCCCCAGCCGCCCACCCUUGGGGACAAGCCUCGGGGGCGCUGCUGGCCCUCCUGACAGGCCUCCUGGCUGUGCCCAUGCCCCUUGGGUGCCUGGGGAGGAGGGGUGGAAUAUGCUGGGGUGCCCCAGGAUGGAUGUGGGGGGUCCCGGGGAGAAAGGGUGGAAUACUGGGAGGAGGGGUGGAAUAUUCGGGGGUGCCCCAGAAUGGUUGUUGGGGGUCUUAGUGGAGGACCCUGUGGAUGAGGAACAAGUUGUUCCUUAGAGCUCUCAGGCAGGGGCUGCUCUUUAGGAAGGGGAACAGGGGCUGGGGGUGAGCAGGGCAGGGUGGGGGCAGGAGCUGGGCCCUGGGCGACACCCACAGCUCCCUUCAAGGCUGCCAGGGCUGGGGUGUAAGCUCAGGUGUCCCAGGGUGUGGCUGUUGGUCCAAAGCACUUGCUUUCUGGUUGCCUUCUGGCCAGAAAUAAACAGAUCGUGCUUGUGUCUGGGUAGACGUUUCUUUCCAUUCCUUGUCAAGUUCAAGCCCUGGGGAGGGUAGCUCUGCUCUAGCCCACCUCUCUAACCCCCACUACAAAAUCUCGCUGCCUUAGCAAAAUUCUGCUCCUAACUGUCCCGGAGCCGGCAGAGGGAGGGCAAGGGGGGGAAGCGGCGUCCACCGUCAGCCUCCUGUGUCUGUGAUUUGUCUGUGGUCUGCCGGGCUCUCUGAACUUCCUGCUGGAGGAGCAGGAGGCAGGGCCUCUCCCAGCAGAGCUGGACACCAGGAGGGGUCAUCUUCCAGGGUCAGCCUAGUGUCCCGCUCCCUUGAACCCACCCUGGAGGGGCUUGGGUUCCACUGGGGCUGUUUCCCCAGGGAAGUUCCUUUUCAUUCUUCUCCUUUUAAACUCUUCAUUUCUGGUGAUAAAAGCAACAUAUGUUCACUGUAGAAAAUCUGGAAAAUAAUCCUGGCGCCAUGGCUCA
Messenger RNA from Sapajus apella (tufted capuchin), 4872 nucleotides. It is a transcript of the gene NEU4, whose product is annotated as neuraminidase 4. The transcript has 3 exons. Gene Ontology annotation, molecular function: exo-alpha-sialidase activity. The record is from RefSeq and is a predicted model, not a curated record. Gene Ontology annotation, biological process: ganglioside catabolic process; oligosaccharide catabolic process. NCBI's taxonomy places the organism in Eukaryota, Metazoa, Chordata, Mammalia, Primates, Cebidae. Gene Ontology annotation, cellular component: membrane; cytoplasm; lysosome. The coding region runs from base 2467 to 3975 and encodes 502 amino acids.